This is a messenger RNA of Mesorhabditis belari, 1038 nucleotides long. Lineage: Eukaryota; Metazoa; Nematoda; Chromadorea; Rhabditida; Rhabditidae. The record is from the annotation of a GenBank genome assembly.
AUGCGUUUAUUUAAUUCUUUAGUGAGCGCCUAUCAAACAAUUGAAAACGAUUGGGAUUUAAGCCAAACGAGGAUUGGACCAGUAUGUGGUAGAGCGCACGGUGCAAGAUGUGCCAUCGGUUCUCAACUCAAGCGCUUACUCUACCCGUGUCUGUUCACUUUCGUCAUCUGCCUUCUCUUCAUUCUUCAGAAUUCUUCAUCCACUGUUCAAAAAACUAAAGAAGAAUCGACCACUAUUGCUGCAACUAUUGAAAAUACGCCAGAAGAACAACUACUGACUUCAACGAAAGCAGCGUUGGAUAACAAUAGUGUCCCGUUGAUCAUUGUCAUCACACCCACUUACAAGAGGAUCACUCGAUUAGCUGAUAUCACAAGGUUAGCGAACACGCUUCGACAAGUGCCACAUUUGCAUUGGAUAGUUGUUGAAGAUGGGGAAACAAAAUCAGAUUUGGUGGAAGCUGUACUGAAACGCUCGAAGAUCCCGUAUACUUAUUUGGUUGAGAAGUUCAAAAUGCCUAGAACAAAAGGAUGGUCGCAAAGAGAUAAGGCGCUCGGUUACCUACGGAAACAAUCACAAGAUAUUAUCGCUGAUGGUCGAAAAGCCGUUGUGUAUUUUGGUGAUGACGAUAAUUCCUAUGAUUUACGAUUGUUUGACGACUACAUACGAAAAGUGAAGAAAAUUGGCAUCUGGGGAGUCGGAACUGUUGCCGAUUCUUACAUUGAAUCACCAAAAGUCGAGAAUGGAAAGGUAAUUGGAUGGAAUGUUUUAUAUGCGCCAAAACGAAAAUUCGCCACCGAUAUGGCCGGUUUUGCGAUAGAUCUCAAUUUUUUGAAAAAUUCCAAAAUCACUUUUUCAAACUGCGAAAGGGGGCGAAUUCCAGAGGGAUGCUUUCUACAUGGAUUUGGUCUCACACUUGACGAUUUGGAGCCAUUUGGAUUUGACAAGAAAAAUCCCGAUUUGUUGGUGUGGCACACAAGAACAAGACUCUUCGUAAACAAAAAUCAAGAUACAUACGGAUAUAACGUUGAGAAAAUCGAA